Trichobilharzia szidati is the source of this 245-nucleotide messenger RNA. NCBI's taxonomy places the organism in Eukaryota, Metazoa, Platyhelminthes, Trematoda, Strigeidida, Schistosomatidae. The record is from the annotation of a GenBank genome assembly.
AUGGCUCAGUUACAAAGAGACGACGCACAACAUCGAAAUUGUCAUGGAAACUCUUCCUCACAGCUCAGGGACGUACCUAUUCUCUUGUCAGAUGCCACUAUAGUUUGUGAUAUAUCUACCGGCACUAAUCGCCCGUUUGUUCCUCUCCAAUGCCGAAAAGCUUUAUUCGACCACUUACAUUCACUCUCUCACCCUGGAGUACGUGCCACCGUCAGACUCAUCAGCGAACGUUUCGUGUGGCCUAA